AUAAGACAGAUUAUCCGAAAUUCAUUUUUUCAGUGGAAUAAAAAUAAAUAAUACCUCUUUUGCAGAUACCUUACAAUUUGGAAAAACGACGUGGCUUAAUCGCGAAACCUUUCGCGGGGGAUUCACAGUGUAAAACAGAUGACGGUACCUUUGUGGCCAUACCUAAGCGUUAUCGUAAAAUCGAGUUGAAAUAUUCACGACUCGGUUACGAUGAUUUUGAUUUCGAUCAAUACAAUCGAACCAGCUUUUGCGGCCUGGAGGCCACUCUUCCCAAUAGUUAUUGCAAUGCUAUGCUGCAGUUGCUAUACUACUGCGAACCUGUAAGAAUAGCAUUGCUCUCACACUCGUGCCAACGAGAAUUCUGUAUUUCCUGCGAAUUGGGGUUCUUGUUUCACAUGCUGGAUAUAUCACGAGGUUUACCCUGUCAAGCUGCGAAUUUUCUAAGGGCUUUUAGGACGGUCCCGGAAGCGGCAGCUCUAGGACUCAUACUGAGUGAUUUGCAUCCGGAAGCCAAGAAAAAGAUCAGUCUAAUUAGACUUAUACAAGUAUGACAAUUAAAAAAUUUGAUGUAAAAAAAGCAC
Messenger RNA from Formica exsecta, 581 nucleotides. Its product is annotated as PAN2-PAN3 deadenylation complex catalytic subunit Pan2-like. The transcript has 2 exons. Lineage: Eukaryota; Metazoa; Arthropoda; Insecta; Hymenoptera; Formicidae. The coding region runs from base 291 to 551 and encodes 86 amino acids. Gene Ontology annotation, biological process: nuclear-transcribed mRNA poly(A) tail shortening. Gene Ontology annotation, cellular component: P-body; PAN complex. The record is from RefSeq and is a predicted model, not a curated record.